AUGACAAGGUUUCGGUUUCAUUACAAAUCGGAACUAGAAUUGGGCUGGGCAGACCAAGCAUCAUGCCCAGCUCAAAUAAUGGACGGUCAGCAUAAGAUAAGCAUUUCUACUGGCUAUGUGAAGCCUGAUGAGAGGACAAGUCAAAACAUGCGCAGCAUGAAUACUGAAACAGAUCAGCCGGAAAACCCUGCCGCCCAGAAGCAAUAUACUGGUCGUUCCAUUGCAAAACUUCCAGAGAAUUACCCUCCUGGUUUUCUUAGGAAGAUAAUGGCAGAGAUAAUAGGGACAUAUCUGUUGGUGUUUGUGGCAAGUGGGACGGCUGCACAGAGUGCUUUUGAUGAGCAGAAAGUAUCAAAACUAGGAGCUUCACUUGCAGGAGGAUUCAUAGUGAUGGUGAUGAUUUAUGCCAUCGGGCACAUCUCGGGGGCCCAUAUAAACCCAGCUGUCUCCUUAGCUUUCGCCGCCUCGGGCCAUUUUCCAUGGAAACAGGUCCCAUUUUACGUGGGAGCUCAAAUGACAGGAGGCAUUUCUGCUUCUUUUACGCUACGGCUAUUAUUGGAUCCUAUGAAAAAGCUUGGAACAACCUCACCUUCUGGAACAGAUGCUCAAGCUCUAGCUAUGGAGAUCGUGGCAACUUUCACUCUCAUGUUCGUUAUCUGCGCCGUCACAACUGAUGCAAAAGCUGUGGGAGAGCUGGCAGGAGUUGCAGUGGGCUUUUCAGUGUGCAUAGCAGGCAUACUUGCAGGCCCAAUAUCGGGGGGAUCGAUGAAUCCAGCAAGAACAUUGGGUCCUGCAAUAGCAAGUGGAUCCUAUAAAGGAAUUUGGGUCUAUCUGGUUGGACCAGUCGUUGGGGCCCUCUUAGGGGCAUGGUCUUACAGUACUAUUCAGGAGAAUGAUAAUAACUCGGUGAGGGGAACUGAGCAUGUUGGUAUGAAAGACGAUCCAAAUGUUGUGCGUGCGAACAGUGUCUAA
Messenger RNA from Neltuma alba, 972 nucleotides. RefSeq names its product aquaporin NIP2-1-like. Gene Ontology annotation, biological process: transmembrane transport. Lineage: Eukaryota; Viridiplantae; Streptophyta; Magnoliopsida; Fabales; Fabaceae. The transcript has 6 exons. The record is from RefSeq and is a predicted model, not a curated record. Gene Ontology annotation, molecular function: channel activity. Gene Ontology annotation, cellular component: membrane. Bases 1 to 972 code for a protein of 323 amino acids.